UGGCUUUUAUAGCGUUUCAGUAUAUACUCCUUUCUUACAGGCAGUCCAACUCCCACCCAUUCCACUUAGUCCCCACUCACCAAACUGCCACCAACAACAAAGCCGCCUCCUCUCCCCUCCUUCCUCGGCGGAUACCCCAACGUUCACCUCAUUUCCCCCACCAACCCAUAUCUGCCUGCCUAUUUUCCUCCCUUCACUUCUUCUACUUCGAUUCCAUCCAAGAAACCUCCAAAAAAUGCAGGGCACAGCGAUUUCAUUCUCCCCUUCAAUUUCCCUCCCCAAUAAACCGAAUUCAAUUUCCACACACCACCACAGAUUCCUUCUAUCUCCUCGCACUGAACUUCCUCUCCAUUUCAACCCUCUGCUGAAAACACCGGCGGUUUCGUCCCGCAAGCUAAUUACGCCGAUUAAAUGCUCUUCCUCGGUGAAUCCGAUAAGUUCCGGAUGGAUUUCUGGCCCGCCUCCGGAGCCCGAAUCUGAUGACAAUGUUAAGGUUCGGGCCACUUCUGUGCCCGAGAGCGCCCCCGGAAAGCCCGAAGGAAAAGCUUUGGUUGAUACUUUAGUGCUGGGACUUCUUUUUGGACUUUGGUAUCUGUUUAAUAUCUACUUCAAUAUCUAUAAUAAACAGGUCCUGAAAGUUUAUCCGUACCCAGUAACUGUUACUGUGGUUCAAUUUGCAGUUGGGACGGUCUUUGUUAUUUUUAUGUGGCUGUUCAAUCUAUACAAGCGGCCCAAGAUCACUGCUGGACAGCUUGCUGCUAUCCUACCAUUGGCAGUGGUUCACGUGUUGGGCAACCUUUUCACGAACAUGAGCCUUGGAAAAGUCGCGGUUUCUUUCACUCACACUAUCAAAGCUAUGGAACCGUUCUUCUCAGUUGCCCUCUCUGCCAUGUUCUUAGGAGAGAUGCCUACCAUAUGGGUAGUCUCAUCUCUUGUGCCAAUUAUGGGUGGAGUAGCACUGGCAUCUAUGACUGAGGCAUCCUUCAAUUGGGCUGGUUUUUGGAGUGCAAUGGCGUCAAAUUUGACUAAUCAAUCUCGAAAUGUCCUUAGCAAGAAAUUUAUGCUUAAGAAGGAGGAAUCAUUGGAUAAUAUCACCCUCUUUUCUAUAAUUACUAUCAUGUCUUUUUUCUUGUUGGCUCCGUUUGCUAUUUUUGCGGAAGGAAUCAAAUUCACUCCUGCUUUCCUGCAAUCUGCGGAAUUGAAUGUCAGGCAGGUUUACACUAGGUCUCUCAUAGCUGCUCUGUGCUUCCAUGCAUAUCAACAGGUUUCUUACAUGAUAUUGCAGCGCGUAUCUCCUGUAACUCAUUCUGUGGGCAACUGUGUGAAGCGGGUUGUGGUGAUCGUCUCAUCUGUUCUAUUCUUUAGAACACCAGUUUCACCUAUUAAUUCUUUGGGCACUGGAAUUGCUCUUGCUGGAGUAUUCCUGUAUUCAAGAGCGAAACGCAUUAAGCCCAAGCCAAAAACAGCUUAAGCUGUGCACUUUAAAGAGUUUUGUCGGUAAAUGCUAUCUUUAGAUGAGAAAGCAAUAGCACAAAUUGGUCAGAUGUCUAGGCAGGAACUUUAUCCGAUUUUUGCAGCUUUUUCAUUACGUUAAUUUUCUUCCUGGUACUCGUGUAUUCUUUUGCUGGAAAACUAAAUACAUCCCGGCUGCAAAUGCACUAUUCUGAUUUCACCAUA
Messenger RNA from Coffea eugenioides, 1677 nucleotides. Its product is annotated as triose phosphate/phosphate translocator, non-green plastid, chloroplastic-like. Gene Ontology annotation, biological process: transmembrane transport. Gene Ontology annotation, molecular function: antiporter activity. The transcript has 9 exons. Gene Ontology annotation, cellular component: membrane; Golgi apparatus. Bases 236 to 1471 code for a protein of 411 amino acids. The record is from RefSeq and is a predicted model, not a curated record. Lineage: Eukaryota; Viridiplantae; Streptophyta; Magnoliopsida; Gentianales; Rubiaceae.